AACCGUUCGUGUUCGCAGUCCAUUCUCGGUGGGCAUUUGUACCGGGUUUCCGAAUUUCGGGCUGUUUUUUCCUCCCUUACACAAAAACCUUUGACCCCUUGGACGUUUCCUUUUCCUUCUUGAAGUGUUUUGUCGGUUGUGUUCUCCAGUGCGAAUUGUGAAAAAAUUCCUGUUCCAGGAUACAACUAUUGGUGCUGCUGUCCAGUUUCCAGUCCAGUUAUCCUAGCAAGAUGAAGCUGUUCGUGAUCGCAACGGCAGCAGUGCUAGCCCUUCUAGUUCCAUCGUCGAACGUUGGUGCCGUUAAUGUGGCCACAUCCUACAGCGUGAUCCACCACGAGCAACCUUCGGCGGCCCGGGUGAUCCACAAAUCCAGCGGCAGCAGCAGCCUCUACUCGUCGCCGGCCCAUAUCGUGCACUCGAGCGCCCCGCACUAUGAGCCUCUGAUCGGAAAAACCAAGUACACCGUUCCGUUCCUCAGCGCCUACAGCCAGGCCACCCAGUGCCCGGCUCCUCCAGUAUGCACCAAGUCCCGCUACCGGACCUUCGACGGUUCCUGCAACAACCUCCAAAACCCAGCCUGGGGAACCCCGAAUCGCCCGUACGGUCGUCUCCUGACUCCCAAAUACGGUGAUGGCGUCUCAACUCCAACUACCUCGGUCACCGGUCAGGAUCUCCCGAAUGCCCGCCUCAUCUCCCUGGUUGUGUUCGGAGAACAGGACGUUCCUGAUCCACAGUUCACCCUCGGUAAUAUGCAGUGGGGCCAGAUCAUGACUCACGAUAUGUCCCUCCAGGCCGGUGGUACCCAAUCCAAGAAACACACCACCAGAUGUUGUACCGACGAUGGUAAGCUUAUCGGUAAGGCCAACGCCCAUUCGACCUGUUAUCCGAUCAUCGUCCCGGAGCACGAUCCAGCUCACUCCCAGACCGGAACCGAGUGUAUCAACUUCGUUCGUACUCUGACGACCCGCGAGGACCCUUGCAGCCCAUCUCACCCAUCGCAGCCCGCUGAACAGCUCACUACCGUCACCUCCUGGUUGGAUCUGUCCCUGGUCUAUGGUAACUCCGAUCAGCAGAACGCCGGACUUCGUUCCUUCACCGGAGGUCGCAUGGCCACAGUUGAACGCGACGGCUACGAAUGGCCACCGAACAGCCCCAACGCCACCACCGAUUGUGAUCUGGUGUCCCGCGACGAAAUCUGCUACCUGGCCGGAGAUUCCCGUGUCAAUCAGAACCCAGGUCUGACCAUCAUGCAGAUCGUCCUGCUCCGUGAGCACAACCGCAUCGCCGACCAGCUGCAGAAGUACAACCCCCACUGGGACGAUGAGCUGCUGUUCCAGGAAGCCCGCCGUAUCAACAUCGCCGAAUUCCAGCACAUCAACUACUACGAAUGGCUCCCGAUCUUCCUCGGCAAGGAUAACAUGAUGAAGAACCGUCUGAUCUACAACGUCAAGGGUGGAGACUACAUCAACGACUACGACCCAUCGCAGGAUCCCUCAGUGCUGAACUCCCACGCUACCGCCGCUUUCCGUUACUUCCACUCUCAGAUUGAAGGCCGACUUGACCUCGUAUCCGAAAUCCGCAAGCCAACUGGAUCCCUGCGUCUGAGCGACUGGUUCAACCGUCCCUCGAUCAUCGAAGCUGGAGACAACUACGACUUCCUGACCCGCGGUCUCGCUACCCAGCCCGAGGAACUGACCGACAUCAACUUCGACGCCGAAAUCAAGCACUUCCUGUUCCGUCGUGGACGUCCCUUCGGAGGUGAUCUGCGUGCCUUCGACAUCCAGCGUAACCGUGACCAUGGUCUGGCCGGAUACAACGACUACCGUGAGUUCUGCGGAUUCAAGCGUGCCAACACCUGGGAAGACUUCCUGGAUCUGAUUUCGCCACAGGACGUCUCCAAACUGCAAACCCUGUAUGCCAGCAUUGAUGACGUUGAUCUAACUGUCGCUGGUUCCUUGGAAGCCCACGUCAACGGUGCCCUCGCCGGUCCAACCUUCCUGUGCAUCCUGACCGAACAGUUCUACCGUACCCGUGUGGCCGAUCGAUUCUUCUUCGAACGUGGAGAUAAGGACAUCGCCUUCACCCGGGAACAGCUUGCCGAAAUCCGCAAGGCCAGCAUGGCUCGUCUGUUCUGCGACAACGGCAACCACGUCACCUCGAUGCAGCCAAAGGCCUUCUGGCGUCCAUCGGCCCACAACCAGGUCGUACCGUGCUCACAGCUCCCUGAAGUCGAUCUGAGCCUGUGGAAGGAUCUGUCCUAUGACAACCACCUGCACUCGUUCCACUACUUCGACAAUCUUCACAAAUAAGUCUGGUACUAGUAGGCUAGUCCAAACCCACCCUUCCCCAUCCCUUUUCCCCUCCUAAUUCCCCUCAAAAAAAAACAUCAACCACCAAUUAGUUAUUGCCACCGUGAAACCAGCAACACUGCCCCGGAUUAUGAAACCCUCUCCCCAUCGUUUUUCCUUUGUAUAAAUACCUUCGAUGUUUUCUUUCUUAGAGUAUUUCUGUGUGUGAUAGUGAAAUUAUCCCCUAUUAUAUUAUUAUAAUCCCCUUGUUUUGUGAACGUGUUACGCAGCAAACUCCUUCCCUAAAAAGCUCAACAUGACCCCCAACUCAUCAUCAAUACCAAUAUGUUUUUUUUCCUCCCAGUAUACACUAUAGAAUAUUUGUUUGCCAUAUGAUAUUGUGAGUGCAAUUGUUAUACGAAGCAGAAACGCGGUGCUACACACAAUUAAAUCUAAAAAGAUAAUGAACUUCACAUGAAAGUUACCGUUAAUAACAAAAAAAAAAGGCACCCGUUGACAAUCAUCCCUUAUUUAAAACGAAAAAAAAACAAUCCAAAAUCGUUAUAGUUCAAAAAGCCCCCGAAACAAAACAUUUGACGAAUGAACAGAUACAAACAGAACACAAACACCUGAUUAAAAUACAUUUACAUACAUACCUACCCCGUAAAAUGCUAGUUAAUUGUAGUAGUGCUAUGUUGUGUUUAGGCUUAUUUAAAUAUAGAGAAGAAGAUGAAGAAGAGAAAAAAUCAAGUACACGUUGGUAAUGAAACCGUAAACUUGUACUACGCGUUUUGUUGUGCCGAAUAAAGUGUAAUUUAUAAGAA
Molecule: messenger RNA, 3112 nt
Organism: Uranotaenia lowii
Lineage: Eukaryota; Metazoa; Arthropoda; Insecta; Diptera; Culicidae
Product: peroxidase
Exons: 6
Coding region: 231-2309 (692 amino acids)
Biological process (GO): response to oxidative stress
Molecular function (GO): peroxidase activity; heme binding
Source: RefSeq, a predicted model, not a curated record